AUGCAUUAUUAUCUUUCUCAAUCUCUUUCCUCAGGAAAAAAGAGCCCGGACCUUGGGGAAUAUGAUCCCCUCACUCAAGCUGAUAGUGAUGAAAGUGAAGAUGACCUUGUGCUCAACAUACAGAAGAAUGGGGGGGUCAAGAAUGGGAAGAGCCCCCCCGAGGAGGUGCAGGAGCCCGACUCUGAUGUGGAGGUUGGGAUGACAAAGCAGCACACGUCAGAGAGCGCGCCUGAGGGUUAUCCUGCAGAGGCAGCCGGGAGUUUGGAGCAGAAGGCUGCUCCCUCCCUCAUGCCUUACCUGCGCACAGCGGUCUUUUUGCUCACUGUGGUGAUCUCAAUGAUUCUGGUGUUGGUGUGUGCAUUUCUAAUUCCCUGUCCCCCUAGAGACUUGCAUAACACCUGGAACCGCAACCUAGGUCAGGGAGCAGGUGGGGUGUUAUCGCCACUGGAGCUGUGCGAUGUCAACGGCGAUGGGCUCCCUGACAUCAUCAUCGUCUUCACAGCCUUGAUGAAUGCCAGUGUCAUGGGUGUCUCUAGACCUUCAGUGACUGUGGUGGCUCUUUCUGGCAUGAAUGGCAGCACCCUGUGGUCCAUCCACCUUCCUGAGGAGACUCUGAGUGUGCAGUGCAAAGGGCUGUCGCUGGGAGUUCCUACAGAGCCCGUCUGCCUUGUGACAGGAACAUCUAAACUGCUCAGCCUUCUCAAUGCCUCCACAGGCAAGACCAUCUGGACACUGAAUUCCAUCCAUCUCUCAAAUGGGAUCCUGGCUGCACCAGCUGCCACUCUUCCGGAUGUAGAUGGAGAUGGGGUUGGGGAUAUUGUUGUUCUGGCGCUCAAGGAGACACAGCCUGAUGUGUUUUUUAUCUUGGUGUCGGGAAAGACUGGGACUGCUUUGGGUGGGCCUGUGAAGUACAGCAUCAAUGGAGAAGGGAAAGUGAUCGGUCCCCAAGUUCACAUCACUAGCCGGGGAGCCAUCUACAUCCUAUUUGGUUUUGGUAACGUUCAAGCAGUUGCUCUGAGGGAUAUCUUUACCCAAGCCAGAAACCGGGACAGCUUCCCUGCAAUGCUGCAGCAGGAGGAGCCAGAAUGGGAAAAGCGCAGAUCUGUCAACCUGUCAGAGCUCAUUGACAUUUACAGUGGAGGUGUUGACUUCCUGCAGACGAUGAAGGCACCUGACACAAAUUGCAGUAAUCUGCUUAUCACCACCAAAAGUGCCCUGAUCCUGCUGCGGGGACAGGACUUGAAGCCCCACUGGCUCCUGGAAAUGCAGAACAUUAGCAGCCAGCCUGUCCCUGGUUACUUUGGUGCUGACCAAACCCUGGACUUCAUGCUACAAGCACAGACUGGAGAUGGGAAGAAAAAGGUGGUGGUGGUAGAUGGCAAAUCAGGCUUUCCUGUUUGGAAUCAAGAAUUCCCAUGGCAGAAGCAAGAUCUCGAUGCACUGACAGUGAUGACUUUGGACAAGAAAUCUGUCUUUCUUUUCUGGGCUGAUGAAGGACAAUCUGUGUUACAAACUUUGCAACCCGGUCCCAGAACCGAGCGCCCAGGGUUGCACCACCUCUAUUUCCUCCAUCCUGUCUUUCCUACUGUCCUAUUGGACCUCACAAAUGCAACAGACAAAGUCAUUGCAUCAGCAGUUGGAAUUAAUGAUCUCCAGAAGGAUGCAUUUUACAUCACUGUGACAACAACUGCAACCUCUGAAAAACAGCCAGGAUUUUUCUCAGUUAGCAAGCUAGGCCUGAAGUGGGCCAUGAUGACUCAAGGCCGAAUGAUGUGGUUAAAGGACAACACCACUCCCAAGAUCAGCCGUGGGGAAGUGAGACGAUUUCUUGCUCGGCUGAAAUUUGUUGAUUUUCCUCACAAGCUCUAGCCUGAUGAUUCCUCAGGUUUCAGCUAGACAUGUGGCCUGAAGGGUGGAAUAGAGGAAGCUGCUCCGUGGGUCUCCCCGAAAACUGCUGUAUAGAGGGAAUGGGGGCUAAGAGCACUUCCACUUUCUUCAGCUCUCUGGGGAACGGUGAUGAAGGCAGGUUUGUUCUAGACAGAGCUUUACCAGAAGAACCUUGCUCAGCGUCU
Tinamus guttatus (white-throated tinamou) is the source of this 2072-nucleotide messenger RNA. Lineage: Eukaryota; Metazoa; Chordata; Aves; Tinamiformes; Tinamidae. The record is from RefSeq and is a predicted model, not a curated record.